GAAGGGUUUUUCUUUUAGCUCUUUUGAGUCUCGACACAGCAUGAGAAAAGAGGGGUUUUAGGCUCAACCCCAAAAUCCACCUUUGCUUCUGCACAGGCAUCGAAUCUACAAUUACUCAACCCAAUGCUUAUAAACCUAGUUCGGGUUACAUAAACCCCUGAAAUCUCUGCAGAAAAAAGAUGGUAGCAGCUGCUUUGAGUGGCAGAGCAAGGCUGAACACUUUAACUUUCUUAUGCCAUUCUUGUUUCAAUCGAUUGAACUACAGUAUCUCUGUUGGAUUACACUCUGCGAAAGCAAUUCGGCCAUUCAAUACACUGCAUCGGUGUAGAAAUUUCUUUCUUAACAAUUGUAUUAAAUCCAUCCCAGUUGGAGCCCUCUUCGAUUGGCCAACUUUUUCUCCUAGUAUUUUGUUCAUUAGCCGCCAAUCAAUCUCAACCCAAGCAUUCCCUGCUGAAUUUGUCGAUGAAGCGUUGAUGGAAGUCCUUUCGGUUAUGGCUAAUUCACAAAGUUCAGGAGAGGAACUGUGUGCUGCUUAUGUUGAUAAGUUUUGCAAUGACAGAAAUCUAUCAGCAGCCGCUAAGCUUUUGCAGAUUUUGCAGGAUAAAAAUAUCCUCCUUCCCCCCAGUGCAUACAAUCGCCUUCUGAAAGCUGCAGGCGAGGAAAACGAUAUUGGCCUUCUAUGUCAAAGUUUCAAGGAUCUAUUAGUAUCUUGCAAAUCUCUGAAUUCAUCUACAUAUCUUAUCUUUGCUCAGGCUUUUAUCAAGGAAAAUGAUGUUGCCUGCUUACUAAGAUUUGUCCGGGAGAUCUCCGAGUCGAUUUUUCCAAGUACUGCUACAGUUAUGAAUAGGAUCAUCUUUGCCUUUGCCGACUGUGGACAGGUUGAUAAGGCCUUGAUGAUUUUUGAUCAAAUGAAGAGUUUGAAAUCUAAACCUGAUGUGGUUACAUAUAACACCAUUUUGGGAAUACUAGGCCGGUGUGGUAGAACAGAUGAAAUGCUUAAAGAGUUUGUGGCCAUGAAAGAGGAUAGUCUAAUUCCUGAUAUUGUUUCUUAUAAUACCGUAAUUACUGGACUGCGGAGGGUAGGCAGGCUUGAAUCAUGCUUAGUAUUUUUCAAGGAGAUGUGUGAGAGAGGAAUUAAACCAGAUUUGCGGACUUAUAAUGCUUUGAUUGACAGCUUUGGAAAAUGUGGUAAUAUUGAGGAAUCACUGAGAUUUUUUAAUGAGUUGAAGCUCAGGGGAUUCCGCCCAUCAAUUCAUGUUUACAGAUCACUGAUCAGUAAUUUAAAGAAGAUGGGGAAGUUGGAGUUGGCUGUUGCUUUUUCAAAUGAGAUGAAAGAAUCAAUCUCAAACCAUCGUGGACCAAACAAUAUUCAACAGAAAAACAGAUAGUUUUGCAGUUCAAAAGUAAUAGUGGAUACCGGUUGAGUAAUGUUUAUAAAGAGCAUCAGUUUGCUCCAUGCUGUUGCUGCUGCUAUGUUCAACAAGAAUGGAUCUGUUGUGGCCAGUAAAAUUUUGAAGACCAGCCAUCUGGUCCAUCAUAGGCUGGGUUGCCCACGUGAUGGAUCUCUGAUUCGAAUCUCUAGGGAGAUGGAUAUUCACGAAUUUUUCGAGGUGCUUUCUCUCUUCCGUUGGUUCUUACUAUGCCCCUAUCCCAUCGGAGAGAGAGAGAAAAAUACUUCUAGUUGAAGAUUGGUGGUGUAAAUAUCAAAUUACAUCUUUUUGGAUGUUGUAACCUCAUUCAUUGGUAGUUCAGUGCAAAUUGUAAAUGGUGAAAAAGGGAUUCUAUGCUGCAUGAAGCAUGAAACGUUUUGGAGAAGAAACAGAGAUUUAAAAAAUAGUUUAAUGUGUCUCAUGCUGACCCUUGUAUGAAAUAAUCUCACCUUCUUUGUUCUGUAUCUCAUUGGUGAACUAUAUAUUCUCAUGAUUCAUUGAAGGCUUAA
This is a messenger RNA of Nicotiana attenuata, 1939 nucleotides long. RefSeq names its product pentatricopeptide repeat-containing protein At1g11900. Gene Ontology annotation, molecular function: protein binding. Lineage: Eukaryota; Viridiplantae; Streptophyta; Magnoliopsida; Solanales; Solanaceae. The coding region runs from base 180 to 1388 and encodes 402 amino acids. The record is from RefSeq and is a predicted model, not a curated record. The transcript has 3 exons.